AUGCGUUUCGCCCUCCUCGCCGUUGUUGUUGCAUUGACAGUAUCUAUGCCUGUCGAUGGAUGUACGAACCUUUAUCAGCGUUGCACUGUUGAUAACGAUUGCUGCAGUACGGCUUGUGGCAUUUCUUGCUCGUGGUCCAAUAAGCUCGAGUUUGUGUCACUGUCAAAAGACUCGAAACAAGCUACCAUUGUCAUGAAAAAAAAUCGACCUUGGACGAGCUGGAGAAGCAUAUCACCCGCGCUGAAAGGUGCAGAGAGCGAGUUAUCGCCUCGCAACAGAUGUCAUCUACUCACACACUCCAAGAUCAAGCUUGCCGAAGAGAUGCACUCUGGCCUGCCUGAAUCGUUACCAUCCAAAUCUUCAAGCAACUCCAUCAACUCCUUGUUCCUUAAGACUGUGGGCCUGAGAGCACACGGGGGAGUAAAAGCUCGACAUCGUAGUUAUCGCUGGAUUUUUCAAUGGAUGCUGAAAGACCUACAAUCCACCAGACUCAGUUUUAUUGUUUUUGCGACAUUACUCUUCACGAAAGCACGGCUUAUUGGCAUAACGACCAGCUGAAGUUAUGGUCUGGCUUCAGCCAUAGCGAGCCGUGUUAUAUUAAUGUACCUGGGCAACACGACAGACUCGUGAACUUUGGCCAUAUCUCGAAGUUCUAUAUUCCGUGGUCAUCUUGAGUCUCGCAGUUGUAAAUGUUUGGAGGGAGGAUUGCGAUCAUAUCGAUCUUGGGGCCAACUUGCAAGCAUCUAUUGAAGCACACAAUAGCGUUUGGAUGGGAGCAUCAUAUUUGCGAGGUUUCGCGAGGAAUUAUGCAGAUUAUCGUGAAAUUUUGGGUCUGAGUGUAGACUGUACUUUGUCACAACCAUCCAUAUAAGCUUGACCCACAGCCCAUCAGAUUC
This is a messenger RNA of Suillus bovinus, 896 nucleotides long. RefSeq lists its product as uncharacterized. The record is from RefSeq and is a predicted model, not a curated record. The coding region runs from base 1 to 558 and encodes 185 amino acids. Lineage: Eukaryota; Fungi; Basidiomycota; Agaricomycetes; Boletales; Suillaceae. The transcript has 7 exons.